GACGAACGACGACAGUUUGCAAAAAUCCUUGGCACAGUCUCGUCGCUCGACGGCCACGCGGACGGGAAGCGAUAAUCGACCAUGUUGAUAAUCGCGUGUCUCGCCGUUGCGAUCUCGAUUUGCGAUUUCGUCGCGCCGACCGGAUUGCGAGAAACGUGCUCGGACGCUGUUUGGGAAAAGAUUGGAGGCGUCAGGCCGGAAUCUGUGGGCUCUCAUUCGCUUUUAUUUAGCUCCGUGAAUUCCAAUGGGAUCACAAAACCUUGCUUCGACAAAUGUGAGAGGGUAAAUUGUACCGCGUUCGUAGUAGAUUUCGCCAGAAGCGCCUGUUACAGCGUCGAAACGGAAGACGACGAACUGAUACCGGAAGCCAACUCAACCUUCUAUCAUCGUGUCUGCGUAAAAGUUCCCGUGAGCUGUAAACAAAGGAGACUUUGGCAAGUGGAGAGAAACGCUGGAGCAGUGUUCAUCGACUCAGGCGCGUUUCAUUUGCCCCGAUCUAUGACCAGGAACCAAUGCUACGAAAAAUGCAUAGAGAUAGGAAGAAGCUGCAAAUCAGCGCAGUUUCGAACAACGAAACCGCUCUCGACCGACGACGCAAUCGGCCGAUGCACCCUGUCGUUGCUCGAGCGAGGAACCAGACCUCAGGCCUACAGGGCUUCCAUGUAUAGGGACGAGUACCUUCGUGACCAGUGUCGGAACGUGUCGAAACGCGAGUACUGCUCUUACGCGGAAAUUCGAAACGCGACGUUACCGUUCUCGGACGUCGCUCUGAGCAAGCUGAACGAGAAGCAGUGCGAGAGAAGAUGCGACCUGAGCGUGGACGGUUUCGUCUGCCGUGGAUAUACCCUGGACAAUUCCUCCGGCGAGUCGGUAUGCCUGUUGCACUCCGAAGACACGAUCGGGCUGGGUGUUAGCUCGCUAAUCACCGUUGCAAAUGCCGUUUACAGAGAGCGAGAACCGUGUUUGGAUCUGAGGGUGCAAUGUAACGAUACGAUAAUGACGGUAGAGCUGAGGACAAGCGACGCAUUCUUUGGUCGAAUUUACACAAACGGCUACGCAGAGACUUGCGGUGUUCAGGGGCACGGCUUGAAUAGAACGAUACUGACAUUACCGCUGCCCCGUGCCGACCAGCUACGCGAGAUCAUGCCACAAUGCGGCCUAAAUCCGGCUUUUUCCAUUGACGAUCAAAAUCGAACACGGCCGCUCGUUUGGACGACUGUCGUGGUGCAGUUCAACCCCAUCGUUCAACGACUGGGCGAUCAGGCGGUCAGAGUUGGGUGCUCGUUGAACGAUCACGAACCACCAGAACCGAGGAACAUCACCGUUCAUUCGAGUUUCAGCUUUCUUGAUCCAAACGCAGGAGUGCCACCGAUAUCCUCGACCAUCGUGAACGCAUCCUCGCAAGCUCCAAAGGUUACCAUGAGAAUCUUGGAUGAAAACUCAAAGGAUGCAGUCGUCACCCACGUGGGACAGAAACUCACCGUGAAGAUUCAACUGAAUCCACCCAAUGGUCCUUACGACAUCGUCGCGGGACACUUAGUCGCGAGCAGCGCUUCCGGUGAUGCCUCCUUGCUGCUUUUGAACGAGUUCGGUUGUCCCGGGGAUUUAGCAACCUUCCCUCCCUUGUCGAAGGAUCCACACGAUGGUCGAUCUUUGAUCACGACGUUCAAUGCCUUCAAGUUCCCUGGAAGUCAGCUGGUUCGAUUCAACGUGGUCGUUCGAUUUUGCUUGGACGAAUGCAUGCCAACAACAUGCGUAACUGGUCAAGUCUCCUACGGAAGAAGAAAACGUGAAAGUGGGUUACCCGACGCUUCACCUUACGACGCCAAAGUGACGGAAGUGUCUCGGGAAAUCACCGAAGAACUUCCAUUGCAACUCUCCAUAAUCGUUCAUAGUCCUGUCGCAUCCUCGGCGGAUCGUUUAUCGUCGAGGGAAAACGGAUCUCCUGAUACAGUGUUCAUCACUAGUGGAAACUCCUCCAUAGACGGGCUUUUUUGCGUCGAUGCCAGUCUCGCUCUAAGUCUACUGAUAUUCUGGCUGAUCGUUCAAAUUGUACUAAUCGUCGGCUGCCUGUUAGCGGUCGCCCAGUACAGAAGAACUGCCAUACGAGCGGAAGAGGACAGAGCCAGCGUUCUAGCCAGGCAUCUCUACGGCGUUCACGGAGGCAACUUCGAAGUUGUGCGAAGAGUCAGAUGGGCCGACAAUGGUUCCUCCUCGUCCCUUGGUUAACCUGCUGUCAUCCGAGGACCAGUAUCUUGCCUUUGUAAUCACAGCCUUGUCUCUAGUCGACAAUCUUUGGUUGCGACUAAAAGCUACAGGCGUAACAAUGUAAUAUACGAUGUAUUUACAUGACAUGCAGUAACAAUGGCUAUCCCCAAUCUGCCGUACGUUGUGAUUCCAUCAGACCGACUGACCUGUUCGGUACAUCUUAUAGAGAAAGUACACUUGGUCGCGAGAAUGAAUACUAGCGCUUCUAUACCGCCAUCUCUACAAUAGUUUAUAUAUUUGUUUCGACUUUGAAUUUUCAAUAUGAAAGAGAUUUACAAAACUAAGUUGAUGUUUAGACUAGAUUUAUAAAAAUAAAUCACUUAUAAAGAU
Messenger RNA from Hylaeus volcanicus, 2598 nucleotides. RefSeq lists its product as uncharacterized. The coding region runs from base 82 to 2229 and encodes 715 amino acids. Lineage: Eukaryota; Metazoa; Arthropoda; Insecta; Hymenoptera; Colletidae. The transcript has 13 exons. The record is from RefSeq and is a predicted model, not a curated record.